AUGCAAUUUUCAAGCUUGCCAAAUCGCUUGAGUCGCUGGCAAUGGGCUGGCCUCGCCAGCUUGUUCGUAAUUGCUUUCAUCACGGUCAUUCAAUACCCGGCAUCAACGACUCGCAGCGAUCCGAUCUCAGUAUGGAAAAACGCCGACUCGUCAAAAAUAUCGGGGCCGGUCUCUAAAUUCCAUCUUCUCCUCCCAGCUAGCGGCUAUCACUUUCGACUAUGUCGUGCCCUCGCCUCAGCGACAGCUUUGGGAUAUCCAGUUUCUGUGUUGAACGGCUGGAUGAAGGAGGGUGGCUUGGACGCGUCCAAGACUCAUUUAGCCAAAGUUCGCACUGUCAUGCAAUACCUAGACAGUCUACCCGCUUCUUCCGACGAUGAUCUCGUUCUUAUGAUUGAUGGUUACGAUGUUGUGUUCCAAAUCCCGCCCGACGUUCUUAUCGACCGUUAUUUCGCCAUUACCAAGGCUGCUAGUGCCAAACUUGCUCUGCGAUACGGAGCCAAUUCGACCGAGUCGCUUAAAGGAGAUGAUAUGCCCCAACAGACGAUCCUAUUUGGCCCCGAAAAGGUGUGCUAUCCCGUCGACUGGAGCCGAGUCGGCUGUUGGGCUGUUCCCCAAGAUAUUGGUAUUCCUCAUGGGGCCUUUGGGCCAGAUGAUGGGCAAUUGCAACACAGCCUGCCUCGAUGGCUUAACUCAGGCACCAUCAUGGGCCCAGCCAAAGAUAUGCGACUGAUGUUCGCUGCUACGCUCGAGCGAAUCGCCCAGCACUAUGACCCCAUUCACGAAUUCAGUGACUCUGAUCAGAUGUACAUGAGCGAUGUCUGGGGCGUUCAAGAGUAUGCCCGCUCCAUGGAAGAGCUUCGACAAUAUUUCCACGGUGACAUUGAUCCGAACGUCGCUUUCCCAACUUUCAACGUGGAAAAGGUCCUACCCAACGUCUUGCCAGGCCAAAAGACCGAAUAUCAUAUUGGCAUCGACCACCGAUCGGCGCUCUUCCAAACACGAGCCGGUUCAGAUCAUGUUCUAAGCAUGCUCACAUACAACGAGACAACAGAAGCAAAUGAAACCACGACCUUUGCGACCGUCACUCAAAAUGUUCCGGAGUCUCCCAAUUUCAACCCCUACAAGAUAUACCUCCCGUCAAACCUCGCCUCCUCAAUCACUCGGAUUCUCCGAUUGGUCGAACCCGCCGUCGGUGCUAUACCCAACGUCACCGAGCUCCGUCUCGAAACAAACCUCGUGACGAAGAAUGUCUACGGACUCUUCCACUCUACCGGGGGCAAGGACUACAUUGACAAAUUGUGGACUCAAUUGUGGUUCUUCCCUUAUGUGCGGCCUCUUUUCGAAGCCAUGGUCCCCGCCCUGCAGGCUGGACGGCCGAUUGCGGUCGCAGAUGGCCGCACAUGGGUCCCAUAUCACACGCUUUCUUCGAAUUCUUCCGUUACCCAGGGCGUCAAUGCUACCGGAGCUUGGGCAGAUAUCGAUGGUGGAUGGCUGAGCUGGCAGGAGCUUUGUGGGGCAUUUGAAGCCGAGGUGUUUGAUGGGUAUACACCACCGAUGGACGACUGA
Messenger RNA from Penicillium daleae, 1566 nucleotides. RefSeq names its product glycosyltransferase domain-containing protein. The record is from RefSeq and is a predicted model, not a curated record. The transcript has a single exon. The coding region runs from base 1 to 1566 and encodes 521 amino acids. NCBI's taxonomy places the organism in Eukaryota, Fungi, Ascomycota, Eurotiomycetes, Eurotiales, Aspergillaceae.